AUGAGUGGUAAAUUUGUAAGAGCAUCCAAGUUUCGUCACGUCUUUGGACAAGCAGCAAAGAAGGAGCUUUGCUAUGAAAAUUUGAAAAUUACCAAGAACGCCUGGGAUUCCAAUAUCAUCCAAUCUAAUGGAAAGUACUUGAGUGUGACCUGGGAUCUGUCCGGUGGUGGUGCAUUUGCCGUUAUACCUAUUGAUGAGGUUGGGAAGGCUCCAGAUCAAGUUCCACUUUUCCGUGGACACAAGGGCCCUGUGUUGGAUACUGCAUUUGACCCAUUCAACCUGGAACAUGUAGCUUCAUGCAGUGACGACGGGAAGAUCAAUAUUUGGAAAAUUCCAACAGAAGAGGGUUACUCAUUCCAUAAGUUCGUGAACGAUAACGAUGAAAUCAAGGACAUUGUAGAACCAAUUCAAGUUUUACUGGGACACACAAGAAAGGUUGGUAAGAUCUUAUAUCAUCCAACUGCCCAAAACAUAUUAGUUUCAAGUUCCUUAGAUUACAGCGUUAAGGUUUGGAAUUUAGAAACUGGUAAAGAUGUUAUUACAUUACAACAUAAGGAUUUAGUGACCAGUUUCAGUUUCAAUUAUGAUGGACUGCUCUUAGCCACCACUUCCAGAGACAAAAUAUUAAGGAUUUGGGAUAUCAGAUCAGGUAAGGUUAUUUCUGAAGGACCUGGGCACACUGGUGCCAAGCCAUCAAGAAUUUGUUGGUUAGGAAAUACUGAUAGAAUUUUAACUACUGGAUUCUCGAGACUUUCUGACAGACAAAUCGGUAUUUGGAAUGUAAAGGAUAUAAGCGCAGGACCAAUUGAUGGAUUCAUUGUAAUUGAUUCGAGCCUGGGUGUUUUAAUCCCCUUUUAUGAUGAACUGACCUCAAUUUUGUAUUUGGCUGGUAAGGGAGAUGGUAACAUUCGUUACUACGAAUAUGAACUGGAGACUGAUGAAUUAUACGAAAUCAGUCAGUAUCUGAGUGUCGACCCUCAGAGAGGAUUCGCAGCAUCUCCUAAGUAUGCAGUAAAUGUGAAAGAAAAUGAAGUUUUGAAGUGUUUCAAGACUCUUAAAGAUAGUUGUAUCGAACCAAUUAGUUUUACGGUUCCAAGAAGAAGCGAAUUAUUUCAAGUUGACAUUUACCCUGAUUGCCCUCUGUACGAACCAGCUUUGAGUGCCGAGAAGUGGUUAAGUGGUUCCGACUGUAAUGGACCAAAGUUAAUGAGUAUGGAAGAAUUGUACGAGGGUAACUCACCUCCAGUCUUCAAGGACCUGGCUCCAAGAGCUGCAGCCCCUAAAAAGGAAGCAGAAACCAAAACUACUGAAUCACCAAAGGCUGCUUCGCUGGCUGUAGAGAGUCCAAAGGUAACUGAAACUCGUGAACAAGCAGAAGAACUUAAGCCAGUUGAUGAAGUGUUGAAAUCUUCACUGCUGGUAAACGCAAUGCUUGAAAAGGCAAACGACGUUUCUGAAAAUGAGGACAAAGACGAUGGUGACGAUUGGGAAGAAGUUCAACCAAUUGAAAAAGAAGCACCUGCAAUUGUAACUCCUAAAGCUGCAACCCCCGAAGUUGAAACUCCAAAGGUUGAGACUCCUAAAGCUGCAACUCCUAAAGCUGCAACACCUAAAGUUGAAACACCCAAAGUGGAAACUCCAAAAUCUGAAGUUUCUCCUUCAAAGCCUGCUGUUGCAGAACCAGCAGCUCCCACCCCAGCUGCUACCAAAACAGCAGGUGCUCCAACUCUUAAAAACAUGGUAGAGAAGCUUCACACUCUUAUUGAGAAACUUGAAAACCAAGUCACCACUUUGACCGAAGCCGGCUUGGAAAAGGACGAAAGGUUACACCGUUUGGAAGGUAAGAUUGAAGAAUUACUCAAGAAGUAA
Dujonia railenensis is the source of this 1869-nucleotide messenger RNA. The record is from the annotation of a GenBank genome assembly. NCBI's taxonomy places the organism in Eukaryota, Fungi, Ascomycota, Pichiomycetes, Serinales, Debaryomycetaceae.